Molecule: messenger RNA, 1161 nt
Organism: Cryptococcus wingfieldii CBS 7118
Lineage: Eukaryota; Fungi; Basidiomycota; Tremellomycetes; Tremellales; Cryptococcaceae
Product: DNA-binding protein, 42 kDa
Exons: 6
Coding region: 1-1161 (386 amino acids)
Source: RefSeq, a predicted model, not a curated record
AUGUCCGCCCCCCAAGUCGACCUCAAAAAGCCCGAAGUCCCCAAGGAAGAGGCUGCCCAGCAGGAGAAGGGCCUCUCCAACGAUGCUCUCACAAAGUACACCACCGCCGGCCAGGCCUUGACAGAUGUCAUCAAGAAGUUCAUCCCCCUCGUCGCCCCCGGCAAGAAGGUCCUUGACUUGUGUAUCGAAGGUGACAAGCUCGUCGCCGACACCGUCGCUCCCCUCUGGAACAAGCCCAAGAACGGUAUCAAGGUCGUCAAGGGCUCCGCCUUCCCCACCUCCAUCUCCGUCAACAACACCGUCUCCCACGUCUCUCCCCUCCCCUCCGACCCCGAGAUUGUCUUGAAGGACGGCGAUGUCGUCAAGAUCAUGCUCGGUGUCCACCUCGACGGCUACCCCGUCACCCACGCCGAGACCAUCCACCUUUCCUCCAAGACCGACGGCCUUGCCGCUGACGCCAUCAAGGCUGCUUACGACGCUGCCCAGGCUGCUAUGAGGACCGUCAAGGUUGGCGGAAAGAACUGGGACGUUACCGAGGUUGUCGAGAAAGUUGCCAAGUCUUACGACUGUGUCGGUGUUGAGGGUAUGCUGAGUUGCCAACACGAGAAGGAUGUCACGGACGGAAAGAAGAGGGUCUUGUUGAAUCCCUCACCAGAGCUUAGGCGGGACCACGAGACCGCUACUUUCGAGGAGGGUGAGGUUUACGGUAUCGACGUCUUGGUCUCCAAGUCCGAGUCUGCGCGAACUUCCAUCUACAAGCGAUCCGACAUCAACUACCAGCUCAAGAUGAAGACUUCCAGAACCGUCUUCUCCGAGAUCACCAAGAAGGCUGGUCCCUUCCCCUUCUCUCUCCGUGCGCUCGAUGACGAGAAGAGGGCGCGGAUGGCUGUCCAGGAGGCCGUUACCCACGGUCUUUUGAAGCCUUACGACAUCACCCAGACUGCCGCCGGCACCAUCGUCGCCGAGUUCUUCUUCACCAUCGCCCUCCUUCCCGCCGGUCCCAUCCUCUUGUCUCCCACCCCUGCUUGGUACUCUGCUGACAAGGUCUCCUCUUCUAAGUCUAUCGAGGACCAGGAGCUCAAGGAUCUCAUUGCCCGACCCCUCCGUGCCCCCAAGAAGAAGAAGAAGGCUGCUGCUGCUGCUGCCGAGACCAAGGCUUAA